Molecule: messenger RNA, 1353 nt
Organism: Guillardia theta CCMP2712
Lineage: Eukaryota; Cryptophyceae; Pyrenomonadales; Geminigeraceae
Exons: 7
Coding region: 1-1353 (450 amino acids)
Source: RefSeq, a predicted model, not a curated record
AUGAAGGAGGGAUGGGCGGGGGGAGGAGGAGGAGGAGGAGUGAUGCGAGCGAAGCUGAAGAAGGAUACGACGGAGUUGGAGACAGGACAGUACGCUCACGAUGGCAAAGACAAGGACUUGCGCCUGGUGGGUCGAAGCACGACAAAUCUGAAUACCAAAGAGGCAGAGAUCCUUGCUUUCACGUUUGUGUACGAUGCCUCUUGCAGUAGUUCUUCCUAUCUUCUCUUGUUGCAGCUGCGAGACUCCCUGGCUAGUGUUUCCUACUCUCUUCGGCGAGUCUCGGAUGCGGCAGAGAGCGACGAGGUCUUCUCCUCGCCCUCCAUGCACGGGCAUCAGGCUCGAGCCUGCAUACUGGAUGGACCUCUUGUUGUCCUCCAGGAUCGCCCCUCGCACCUUGUGGUCUUCCAUACGCAGCAGGUCUUGCGCAAGGGAGAGGUGACGGUGAAAUGGUGCGUGAGCGAGAUCGACACGUCAGGGGCAGGCGCCUCGGACAUGCUGGCAGGCUUCUGCCUCCAUGGCAACCUCGCCAGUCCUGUUGCUGUGUUGAGGACUGUGGAGGAGGAGGAGGAGAAGAGAUGUAGGUUUCAGGUGCUGCUCGUGAGCUUUCAGGGGCAGGUGACGCGGACGGUUCAGUUGAGCGGACCUCCGAAGGAGCUGGCGGUGCUUGAGGGGUGGGGCGAGGAGGGCGAGCACGCGCGUCUGCUGUGUGUGGUGGAGGAUGAGGACAAGUCGCUGGUGGUGAUACACGAGUUGAGGGUGGAGCGAGUAGCCGAGGGAGUUGACGGGAUGGUUCGGGUAAGAGCGAGAAGUCAGGUGGAGGAUGUUUACCUUGGGUUGCAAAUGUCGGAAGGGGAAGGGAUGGAAGAGGAGAUGGAGGAGACGGCGAGAGUGAAGUGGUCGGGCCAAGAUGAUGCCGUCGGUCGGUCAAGGGAAGAUCACAAGCCUAGGAGCGAGCUUGACGGGCUGGAGAAAGUUUCAACUUGUCUGAGGGCGAAGCAGAGGAACUGUACUGAAGACUUGUUGAGGCUGAACGAGCAGAAGAGGAGGAAGCGUCUUGCAGUGUCUUCUCAGCUCGACAUGCGCACGUCAUCGCUCAGGUCGCAGUCAAGGGGGACCGGCUCGUCGGAGCAGGAGGUCAGUGUGACAUGGUCUCGGGUGCCGCUUGCUCGCUUGGAGGAGGACUUGGGUGGAGCGGUGAAGGCCCUGGAGAAGGAGCUGGAGAUGAGCGUCAAGACUGUAGAGCAGCUCGAGGGAGGAGGAGGAGGCAGAGGAAGGGAGAGCGCUUUGCAGUGGAUCAAUUCGCAGGCCGAGCUGGACGAGCGCAUGUACAAGUUGCUGAUGUUGGCAGCAUGA